AGACUGGCUCUGGAGCAAAUAAAUAUUCAUCCCCACUUAACAUGUCAAUCAGGAUUAAUGCCCAUACACACCUCCCCUUUAUGUUCAUCCAGGUCCUUUUACUAGUAGAAGUAUAGCGAAGCCGGGGCAGAGGCGGUAAUAUAUAAAGCAGAGAGGACAGGACAGCAACACAACUCCAAAGCCCAGCGGUUUCAGUAGCGCACUCCACGGAGCGCAGACAGGACUCUCACGUUGGAGCGUCUCUAGCAGCGGUUGACAGGCGUAAUGACGGAUCACUCACUCAUUUCCAGAGCGUGAUGCAUGUCGACUGUCAUGUCAGAGCUCCUUGAAGUCACACAGUUUGUACUCGCCAGUGGAUUACUCAUGCAACAGUUUCUGAUGCUGCAGAUGAGAGUGUUUGCAUGCUGACAAACUUGCUCAUAAAUCGCACAGUUGGGAGGACACCAGAAGUGCACGUAAACGUGUAGCGUAAACAUUAUAGGCUGCUCAUCGGCGCACUGAGCACUUUUCGAGAUGGAUUUGAAGAGCGCGUGUCGUAUGUGCCUUUUCCCUUUUCAAAUGCUCUAUUACAUAGUCAGGGCAAGUUUGUUUUCGCUGUUGCCAAACAGAAGGAAGGACCUGAGCAAGGAGGUGGUAUUGAUCACCGGUGGGGGACGAGGCAUCGGGCGUCACCUGGCUAAUGAGUUUGCCAAGCAGGGGGCCAGAAAGUUGAUCUUGUGGGGCCGAACAGAAAAGUGCCUUAAAGAAGCAGCAGAAGAGAUCUCUCUGUCAGGAACAGAGUGCCAUUACUUCCUGUGUGAUGUGGCCAAUCGGGAAGAAGUUUACAAGCAAGCCAAGGUGGUUAGAGAAAAGGUGGGGGAUGUUACGAUAUUAGUGAACAAUGCAGCUGUGGUGCACGGCAAAAGUCUGAUAGACAGCGAUGACGACGCCCUUCUGAAAUCCCAACACAUCAACACCCUGGGACAGUUCUGGACUACAAAAGCCUUCCUGCCUCGGAUGCUGGAGCUGCAGCACGGUCACGUAGUGUGCAUAAACUCCAUCCUGUCCCAGUCUCCCAUCCCUGGGGCCAUAGACUACAACACCUCCAAGGCCUCGUCGCUGGCCUUCAUGGAGAGUCUGACGCUGGGCAUGCUGGACUGCCCCGGCGUCGGCUGCACCACCGUGCUUCCCUUCCACUGCAACACCGAGAUGUUCCAGGGCAUGAGAGUCAGGUUUCCCCAGCUCUUUCCUCCUCUCAAACCGGAGAUGGUUGCCCAGAGGACUGUGGAUGCAGUGAGAGCUGACCAGGCCUUCCUCUAUUUGCCCUGGACUAUGCAUGCCCUUGUCUUUUUAAAAAGCUUCAUGCCACAAGUGGCACUUGAAGAAAUCCACAAGUUUUCUGGGAGUUACACCUGCAUGAACACCUUCAAAGGGAGGACAUGAACAUUGAUAGCACUCAAUGUGCGAGAGACCUCAACAGCUCUGGGGUGUAAUGAAGGGAAUAUGGACCUUAAGACAUCUGGAAGUGGAAGAUGCCCUGUGAUAGUGUGAAGACUUAGGGGACAUGCAAGGUGGUUGCUUCUGCAGGUAGAAUCAAGAUCAACUGCAGGAUAUAGCCAUGCCUCAUUUGUAUGUGUGUGUGCCUAUGUGUAUAGUAUGCAGGACUGAAUGCCUCAAUUUGAACAUAAGCCAUGCUUAGGUAUGUACCAGUAGUUUCUCUGGAAGUUUUUGACACAUGUUUUAAACCCGUUUUACACUCCUUUUUUAUUCACCUUUUAAUGUGUCUUUGAAUCAAAAAAAGAUAAUAAAAUUAAGUUUUAGGGAUGCACUGUGUUUCAUUGUGCAUGAUGAAAAUAGAAAAAACUGAACACUUGGGAGGUACAGACUGUUUUGUGUCUGGGUUUUGACUCCCAUGGCAGUGUGAUAACACCUUUGAUUUAUAACAAGCAUGAGAUCAGUGACUGUGACAGACGAUGUUGACAAAACAUAAAACAUAGGCUCGGAGGGGGCAUGUGUGUUCUUGCCUGUCUCUGUUGACCGAAAAUGUUAAAGGGGGGAUGAUGUAAUGCUGCAUACAAAUAAUAAACUCAAAACAAGUUGGUCAGGACCUCGUCCUCACUUGUCCAGUGUGUUCCAGAACACAUUCAAUGAAUGUGGACAUGCAGAGAGACUGUUUGGCCCUGAAAGAACAGCAGUCAUAUUAAGCCCUUAAUUAUGUAAGCUCAAAGUAAACCUCUAAAUAAAGAUGACUGUAUCACAA
Gymnodraco acuticeps is the source of this 2239-nucleotide messenger RNA. It is a transcript of the gene dhrs3b, whose product is annotated as dehydrogenase/reductase (SDR family) member 3b. The transcript is spliced from 6 exons. The coding region runs from base 514 to 1422 and encodes 302 amino acids. Gene Ontology annotation, molecular function: oxidoreductase activity, acting on the CH-OH group of donors, NAD or NADP as acceptor. NCBI's taxonomy places the organism in Eukaryota, Metazoa, Chordata, Actinopteri, Perciformes, Bathydraconidae. Gene Ontology annotation, cellular component: lipid droplet. The record is from RefSeq and is a predicted model, not a curated record.